Impatiens glandulifera is the source of this 384-nucleotide messenger RNA. Its product is annotated as zinc finger Ran-binding domain-containing protein 2-like. The record is from RefSeq and is a predicted model, not a curated record. Lineage: Eukaryota; Viridiplantae; Streptophyta; Magnoliopsida; Ericales; Balsaminaceae. Gene Ontology annotation, molecular function: mRNA binding. The transcript has 2 exons. Gene Ontology annotation, cellular component: cytoplasm. Bases 1 to 384 code for a protein of 127 amino acids.
AUGGGUCGAGAAGGUGGCGAUUGGUUAUGCGGUGCAUGCAACCAUUUGAACUUCAAAAAACGCGAUGUUUGUCAAAGGUGCAAAUGUCCUCCAGGCACCGAAGACAUGACUUUUUAUCGAAUGAGCGCAAGAUCAGAGGUUUUAGCUGGGGAUUGGUAUUGCAUGAUCCCAAAUUGUGGAGCUCAUAAUUACGCGAAAAGGAUGAGCUGUUAUAGAUGCGGGGUUGUGCAAACUACUUCAUUUAUCGAUGAAACUAAUUGUCAACUUCCACCUGGAUGGAAAUCCGGCGACUGGAUUUGUACUAGUUUUGGGUGUGGAAUACACAAUUAUGCUAGUAGGAUGGAGUGCUACCAAUGCAAGACAUCUAAGCCUUUGGGUAAAUAG